Armigeres subalbatus is the source of this 1875-nucleotide messenger RNA. RefSeq lists its product as uncharacterized. The coding region runs from base 19 to 1875 and encodes 618 amino acids. Gene Ontology annotation, biological process: DNA integration. The record is from RefSeq and is a predicted model, not a curated record. Gene Ontology annotation, molecular function: nucleic acid binding. The transcript has 3 exons. Lineage: Eukaryota; Metazoa; Arthropoda; Insecta; Diptera; Culicidae.
UUUGCCCUGUUGAAGCUGAUGCCUACUUCCAAGGUCGCUCCUCUCGGAAUAAGCAAGAAGCAGAAAACUAUUAGCCUCCCCCGUCUGGAACUGUCUGGUGCGUUACUCUUAAGUCAUCUGUUCCAGAAAGUUAAGCAAAGUUUGAAAGUCGAGAUUAAGUGCUACUACUGGGUCGACUCCACCAUCGUAUUACAUUGGCUAGCAGGAACUCCAUCUCGGUGGAAGACAUUUGUAGCCAAUAGAGUCUCCGAAAUACAGCAUCUGACCCGUCAUGGAAUUUGGAGACACGUGGCAGGGUUGGAGAACCCCGCCGACAUAAUUUCUCGUGGGAUGCUACCAACGCAGCUGAAAGAAACGGACCUCUGGUGGUACGGUCCAACAUGGCUACAGCAGACGCCCAGGUUUUGGCCUUCCCACAUACGCACGUCCGAUGACGAGUUUGUCGCCGAAGACCUAGAAGAACGAUCGAUCGCUUUGCCAAUACAAGUUCAUACGACAAACCCCAUCAUCUCCUUAAGAUCAUCGUUUCCGGCAUUAGUCCGCCUAGUAGCGCUGUUACGAAGAUUCGGCCAUAAUAGCAGACCUGCCAACCGGCAACAUCGAAAAAUCGGAUUCAUCCAGGCACAAGAACUUCAAGAAGCAACCAAUACUCUUGUCCGUAUAGCACAAGCCGAAUCGUUCCAAGAAGAUCUCCGAUCGCUAACCGGCGAUGGUCAAGUCAAGUCGAAUUCGAAACUAAAAAAUCUCCGUCCAAUUAUGGUAGAUGGCAUUCUUCGCAUCGGUGGCCGGCUUCGGAAUGCGCCUGUUUCCGAAGACCGCAAGCAUCCAAUUAUUCUCGGCACACACCAUCCGCUCACUGAGCUUAUUAUAACAUCCUACCAUCAAAGGUUGUUACACGCAGGGCCACAGCUACUGAUAUCGAGUGUGCGUGAGAAGUUCUGGCCUCUACGAGUACGCAACCUGGCGCGGAAAGUUGUACAUAGCUGUGUCAAAUGCUGCAAGACGACAGUGUCGGAUCAAAUGAUGGAAGACCUACCGGUUGGGGGCAGAGUCGAUUUGUGCGGUCCUCUGUUCUACCGGUACCCAAUGAGAAAAUCUAAACCAGUUAAAUGCUAUGUAGCUAUUUUUGUAUGCUUGGCGACAAAAGCGAUUCACAUUGAGCUUGUCGCCGACCUCUCAACUGCCGCAUUCAUCGCGGCGCUGAAGCGUUUCGUAGGCCGCCGUGGCCGUCCAGCAGUGAUUGAAUGUGAUAACGCAAAGAAUUUCGUCGGAGCCUCACGAACCCUUGCGGACCUCAUGGAGCAAUUCCGCUCCCAGCAACACAAACAUGCUGUCACCACUUACUGUGGUGAAGAAGGUAUAUUCUUCAAAUUUAUUCCUCCACGCUCUCCAAAUUUCGGCGGCCUUUGGGAGGCCGCAGUAAGGUCUUUCAAGAAGCAUUUCAAGACAACAAUCGGAACCACGGUACUCCUCAAGGAUGACCUCGAAACGGUCUUAGUUCAGAUCGAGAGCUGCCUAAACUCUCGACCGCUAACGCAGCUGACAUCCGAACCAGAGGACCUGGAAAUACUUACACCAGGGCAUUUUUUGGUUCACCGCCCACUGGUUUCCAUUCCAGAACCUUCGUACGAGAAUGUACCAACCAACCGCCUGGAUCGCUACCAGCAUACGCAAGAAUUUGUCCGGCGCAUUUGGAAGCGUUGGAGUACAGACUACCUCUCUGGACUUCACCCCCGCACGAAAUGGACUCGUUUGCGGGAUAAUAUCAGCAUCGGCACAAUGGUGCUAUUAAAAGACGAUAAUCUUCCGCCGCUAAAGUGGCACUACGGUCGUGUUACCCAAAUUUUCGUGGUGACGAUGGAAAUGUUCGGGUAG